Messenger RNA from Salvia miltiorrhiza (redroot sage), 1200 nucleotides. Its product is annotated as auxin-responsive protein SAUR36-like. The transcript has a single exon. Lineage: Eukaryota; Viridiplantae; Streptophyta; Magnoliopsida; Lamiales; Lamiaceae. The record is from RefSeq and is a predicted model, not a curated record. Bases 525 to 1019 code for a protein of 164 amino acids. Gene Ontology annotation, biological process: response to auxin.
ACAAAAAUACGAAAAAUCAACGUCGAAACAUUAAAAUCUCCCCUCACCCAAUCACAGCCCCACAUCUCAAUUUCCACAAUUAAACUCCAAAUUUCAGUAAUAUUCUCCUUUUCUUUUUUUUUUCUUUUCUCAGUUGAAAUCUUCAAACUUCUCUCUCUUACUUAUAUAACGCACACGCUCAAACCAUUCCGAAAUUCGCGGUGUUUCUUCUUCUUCUUCUUCUUCUUCUUCUCCCCUUAUUUAUCUCUUGACUCCUUCUAUUUCUCAUCGCCGCCUCCGCCUCCGCCGCCGCUACCUCGCCUGAGUAGAUGAAAAAUUACUCACAACAAACCAGCCAUGUCGAACAUACCAACCUCUCUCUCUGAAGUCUGCCUCACACUUUUCCGUCUCGCCAUGUCCGUCGCCGAUCCUUGGCCAUUCUCCUAAAAUUCAAUUUCACCAACAAAUUCUCCACUCCAAUAAAAAGCAAAAAUCGCGAAAAAAAUCCAGCUCCUUCCAAUUUCUGCAAUUUCUGUACAUACGGUAUGGGCAGGGUACGAGGUUUCUCGCUGAAGCACCGCGUCGCCACAAUUUUCCGGCGUGUUUUCCGGCGGAGACGCUACCGCCGCCUCGGCGGCGAUUCGGGCCGGGUCGAACCGUUUUCGAGGCUGUUCAGCUGGACCGACCGGCUCAAGACGAAAGCGAUGGCGAUAUUGGGCAGGAAUAUGGAUCCGGGUCGGGGAUACAUCCGGGUCGGGCAGGAGAUACCGAAAGGGCAUAUGGUUGUCUACGUGGGCCAAAAAGAUGGCGAUUUUGAGCGGAUUUUGGUGCCGAUUGUGUAUAUAAACCACCCGUUGUUUGGGGAUUUGCUGAAGGAGUCCGAGAAGGAAUUCGGGUACAACCAUCCGGGUGGGCUAACCAUACCCUGUGGGAUCUCGGAGUUUGAGCGUGUCCAGACCCGGAUCGAGGCGGGUCGGUGCACCCGGAAGUUGCUGUCGUGGAAGAAAACGGAUAGGAGUUUAAUCACGUCUAGAGUUUGAUAAUGACGAUUAGGAGAAAACAAAUCGUGUUUCAUUGUUUUAAAUCAUAUACUAUAUUUUUAGUUUUCGUUUUAGUAUAGUUUUUUGGAAUUAAUGAGGUUUGAUUCAUUGUGUAUGGUUGUAAAUACAUGGGAGAGUAUAUGAAAUUAUAAUAUAUAUAUAUUUUUUCUAUUAUAUAUUA